Messenger RNA from Lodderomyces elongisporus, 1152 nucleotides. Its product is annotated as pyridoxal-phosphate-dependent aminotransferase family protein. Bases 1 to 1152 code for a protein of 383 amino acids. Gene Ontology annotation, cellular component: peroxisome. Gene Ontology annotation, molecular function: L-serine:pyruvate transaminase activity; L-alanine:glyoxylate transaminase activity. The transcript has a single exon. The record is from RefSeq and is a predicted model, not a curated record. NCBI's taxonomy places the organism in Eukaryota, Fungi, Ascomycota, Pichiomycetes, Serinales, Debaryomycetaceae.
AUGUCACCACCAUUCAAAUACGAACAACCAGAACACAAGUUGACCUUGAUCCCAGGUCCCAUUGAGUUUAGCGACGAUGUUCUUGCAUCAAUGGCUACUCCCUCGCAAGCACACACUUCACCUGAAUUUGUUUCCACUUUUCAAUACGUUUUGAAAGGCUUGCGUAAAUUAUUCAAGUCCACCGACCCAAAGUCACAAGGUUAUGUUCUUAGUGGUUCAGGUACUUUGGGAUGGGAUAUUGCUGCUUCAAACUUGAUAGUUCCAGGAGAUAAAGUCUUGGUCUUGUCCACUGGGUUUUUUAGUGACUCAUUUGCUGAGGCAUUGAAGGUUUACGGUGCCGAUGUUGACGUUAUUACUGCUCCAGUGGGAGACGUUGUCGCAUUGGACAAAGUCAAAGAGCAAUUGCAAAAGGAAAAGUAUACUGCCAUCACUAUUACCCAUGUUGAUACAUCUACUUCAGUUGUGAGUGAUGUCAAGGCAAUUAGUGAGAUUGUUAAAGAAGUUAGUCCUGAAACAUUGAUUGUUGUUGAUGGGGUUUGUUCCAUUGGUGUUGAAGACUUGGAGUUUGACAAAUGGGGUAUUGAUUUUGCAUUAACUGCAUCCCAAAAAGCCAUUGGCGUUCCUGCUGGCUUAUCCAUUUUCUACAUUAGCGAGAGAGCAUUGGCAAAGGCUUUGAACAGAGAAAAGGAAACAACAUUCUUUGGCUCAUUGAAAAGAUGGACUCCAAUCAUGGAGGCUUACGAGCUGGGCAAGCCAGCAUAUUUUGCUACUCCAGCAGUGCAAACUAUUACUGCCUUGAAAACAUCGUUGGAAGAGAUUUUCUCCAAAUCAUUGGAUGAAACAAUUGCACACCAAGCAAAGACUUCUGAUGAGUUUAAGCAAAACCUCAAGAACUUGGGAUUGACUAUUGUUCCUGUGAAUGAAAAAGUUGCUGCACAUGGUUUGACUGCAGUCUACUUCCCUGAAGGCAUUGAAGGUCCUGAAUUGUUGAAAAAGUUGGCAGAAAAAGGUUUUGUUGUUGCUGGAGGUAUUCACAAACAAUUGGUGGGCAAGUACUUUAGAGUGGGCCACAUGGGCUACUCUACAUAUGCUGGCCACAUCCAAAAGUUGAGCAAAGCUCUUGAAGAGUCGAUAAAAGAAUUGAAACAAUAA